UUUUCCAUAUUUUACUCAAUGCAUUUGAUGGGGAAGAAUAUAUAAACGACAGAAAUCUACUCCGUACCUGGUCCCUCUAGUUGUCGGAUUAGCGCUUUGUUUACGUACCAUCUCCACUCAAGAGUCAUCCCCAAGAACAUUCCCGUAGCCAUUCGCUUACACCCCAUCAUCCCCGCUCCAAGCCCUCUGUGUCACAUCACAAACUGAAAGGUUGAAACAACUCUAUUGAAUCUGAAUAUGCAAGACACUGUUCAUUCCCUGGUGUGGCUGGCCAUUGGCUUCGCCCUGGUCAAUGUCGCUCACAGCUUGGAAGCCCAUAAUAACUUUCGAUACCUCGCCCAAACCCCCCUAUCUACCGCACCCACGUUCGGCAAUGAAGACACACCAUGGGGCUUAACAACUUAUGCCAACAUUCCAUAUCUGCCCUGUCUCUCAAAGCGUGACAGCCUCAAAUAUGACAUCGCUGUCCUCGGUGCACCAUUUGACACUGCAACAACCGGCCGACCAGGAGCCCGCUUCGGCCCCGGAGCAAUCAGAUCUGGCUCCUCGCGCAUUUACGCAGAUGCAGCAUGGAGUUUAUACACCGGGGAAAACGUCUUCAAAAGCAACGUCAAAAUCGUCGACUGCGGAGACGUCCCAAUGACCAGACUGGACAACACCGUCGCGCUCAAACAGCUGGAAACCGGCCACGACAUCAUCAAUGCCCGCUCUCCUGUUUCUAGGGACCUGUCCCCUGUCCCGAGGAUUAUCAACUUGGGAGGUGAUCAUACCACCACGCUGUCUGCGUUGAGGGCAGCGUACAAGAAAUGGGGGAAACUCUCUGUUAUUCAUUUCGAUGCUCAUAUCGAUACUUGGAACCCCAAGGUGUUGGGUGGUGAUGUUUCUGACUAUGGAGCGGUAAACCACGGAACCUUCCUCCACAUUGCCCACGAGGAGGGGCUUAUUACAAACUCCAGCAUUCACGCAGGCAUCCGGGCACCUCUUGCCCACCCAGUCAAAGACAUGAAGAAUGAUCGCCGUUGCGGGUUUGAUUUUGUUACCUCCAGGGAUCUUGACCGUUUUGGUAUCAGCGGGAUUAUCGAGAGGCUGAAAUCCAGGGUUGGAGACGCGAAAACCUAUAUCAGUGUUGACAUUGAUGUUCUGGAUCCUGCUUAUGCUCCUGCAACGGGAACUGCUGAGCCGGGUGGUUGGACGUCGAGGGAGCUACUGACUAUCCUUGACGGACUGGUUGGGCUCAAAGUUGUGGGUGCUGAUGUCGUGGAAGUUGCGCCGGCUUAUGAUGGUGCUGGUGAGACAACGGGCGUGGCGGCUGCUGAGGUUGUGCAUUCUCUUCUGUAUUUGAUGGUGAAGACCCCAGUUGCGGGGGAGUGAGGUGCCGGAAUCUGAGCUGCAGUGUGGAUAGGACGAAUGUUCCUUAUCACCAGCAAUCUGCGUAGGGGAGCAACAACUGCAGUGAUCGUUGCCAGCACAUUCUCCUUCAGCACUUCACACAGGAUCUCUUCCUGCCAGGGUAACAUUCCGUGACUCCGGAUCCAUAUUUCGAAUCCACCAUUUGGAAUUUAAUCCUGUCACACGUCCACGGACUAAUUGGCCACACCACGGCCUCACUAUUAUCUACCUACACCUCGAAAGCCGGUGGUUAAAAAGGACCUUAGAAAUACCCUAGUAAUAGCCUAAAGCUAUAGGGUGCGGGUUACCGAGAAAAAAAUAAAUAUGUAUUUUUAAGACUCCUU
Messenger RNA from Podospora bellae-mahoneyi, 1733 nucleotides. RefSeq lists its product as uncharacterized. Gene Ontology annotation, molecular function: agmatinase activity; metal ion binding. The record is from RefSeq and is a predicted model, not a curated record. Lineage: Eukaryota; Fungi; Ascomycota; Sordariomycetes; Sordariales; Podosporaceae. Bases 238 to 1371 code for a protein of 377 amino acids. The transcript is spliced from 8 exons.